UCGUAGGAGUUGUAUUGUUGGGGGAGAAAGCAAAAGCAAAAGCAAUUAGACGCUUAAAAAAAGAAAGCAACCUGAAGCGUUAUUUGCGGGGGGGUAUCUGUUAAAAUCGGGUUGAGAUUGACGAUAUUGGUGUGGAUUUUGAUCAUCUUAAAACAUGGAGAGAAAUGGCGAUUGUUUCGUUCCAGAUAUAUCUCCCCCAGAUAUCAACAUUCAGCUUCAAUCCCCAAUUCUCACUCCCAUUCUCUUCUUGGACCAUGUCGGCGAAGUUGUUCUCUCCCUCAAUCCCGACGGCUUGUCUUGGAAAUCCAUCGAACCCCUAUCCAAUGAGCAGAAUGAAUCAUCUUGUCUGGGCAUAAAACUUGCUUCUAAAAAAGAAACUGAUAUCAAAUUUUCUGAUGUAUAUGCUGUUGAGUAUAUAGACUGGGGUUUGGUUCAUGAAUCUAUUCCUGGAAAUGCUGGAGGACGUCUUUUGGGUCAUGGAUCUGAGAUGUACCGCUUUGUGGUGCAUGGGUUCCAGAGGUCAAAGUCUCAACCUUGUCUUUGGGCCCCAUCUGUGUACACUUUUGGUCACAAAGAUUUGGAUGCAUGCCAGAUGUGGGUUAAUCAGAUCACUACUUCUGUAAAUGUGGAAACGGGGCGAGAGCGACCAAAGAGUCUUCUGGUUUUUGUUAAUCCAAAGAGCGGGAAAACAAAUGGAUGUAGAACUUGGGAAGUAGUUGCUCCUAUAUUUUCUUGUGCUAAAGUAAAUACGAAGGUAAAUUUCUAAUGUACAUUAAUAGAUGUUUAUAUAGUUCCCAAAACUCAUUCUUGAACUUCUUCAUUUUUUUAAAUUAAAUUUUUGAAUGUGGUGCUCUGAUGCAGAGAUUUCAUUUUGUAUUAACUAAUGAAUGAAGAAUGAGACUAGAAAAUUUAUUCACAAAUUGUAAGUUUAGGAUCCUAUUUGGAUGUCAAAAGACAGAAGUAUUACCAAAUAUAUUCUCUACAGAUUUUGUUCCAUAUUGGUAUGUGCAUGUUUGUUAUGUCAAAUGAUUUUUCUUUAGGAAAUUAUGCAAGAAAAGCAUACUUUUACCAUGGUAUCUAAUUGGAGUACUUGAUCAGUUUGGGGAUAAGUCAAGAUUUUCAGAUGGGGUUAGCUUUGGGAUGAGGAAACAACCUUGAUAAUUUAAACCAUGCCUUUUCCAGUCACCAUAAGUUGAUACCUAUGAAGGACAUACACUUCUCCAUAGGUCAAGUAACCAUGUGUUGGACACGGACACGCUUCACACACAUGCUGGACAUGCUGGAGACAAGUUGUGUCUUAUUUUUAUUUUUUAAAAAUAUUUUUACCGGAAUAGCAUACCCAAGAUUGAUGAAAUUGAUGAGAUUAAAUAUUUGACAUAAAAUAAGUAUAUAAUAUUAAAAAAAUAUGACAUAUGAUAACUAUAUAAAAUUAUAUAUUUUGAAUAUGUCAUGCAUUUUUUGAAAAUUUGCAUGUCCACAUGUGUCCAUGUCCAUGCUUCUUUGGUUGAGACUUUUAAGAUUGAAAUUAGUACUUUCUUGUGCAGAUCCAAAGUGAUAAGAUAAAUUGCUUUUAUAAUUUUUAACUAUUGUUCUUAAUGUUUUUUAUGGAAAGUUGUUGCGGUGCGCGCGGUGUAAAGGCCGUAGCAUAAUGGUUGUGGUAACCGGAACCGUGAUUUUUUUAUAUUUCACACAAUUUCAAAAAAUUUACCUAUAC
This is a messenger RNA of Camellia sinensis, 1714 nucleotides long. Lineage: Eukaryota; Viridiplantae; Streptophyta; Magnoliopsida; Ericales; Theaceae. The record is from RefSeq and is a predicted model, not a curated record.